AUGUCGGGAGUUGAUAGAAUUAGUGCAUUAUCGAAUGAUAUUCUUGUUCACAUCCUUUCUUUUCUAGAAUCUAAAAUGGCUGCAGCAACAAGCAUUCUCUCGAGCAGGUGGAGGAAUCUGUGGUACUCAGUUUCCACAGUGGACCUCGAUGACGCACUCUUCCGAUAUGACAAAGAACUGUUUGUUCGCUUCGCGUACGCGGUUAUGCUAUCGCGAGAUGUAACGCAACCCAUUCUCAAUUUCCGCCUCAAAUUUGAGUAUCCCUCAUGUGAUGAAUGUGAUGUAGAAUUGUGGCUCAACACCGCCAUACAGCGUCAAGUUGAGAGGAUUGAGCUUCAUUCUCGGAUAACAACGUUGCCGAUUGGAAUUCUCACAUGUGCAAGCCUUGUUGUUCUCAAGUUGGAAUUCUUAAUAGUGGACCGUAUUUUAACAGUACACUUACCGGCUCUUAAAACUUUGUAUUUGAUGCGGGUCGUAUUUGCAGAAGAUGAAUAUCUUGGUAUGAUUCUCUCAGGAUGCCCAAAUAUUGAGGACUUGCAAAUCAAUUAUUAUUCUUAUUUUGGGCUAGAAUUCAGUCCUCUUGCCAUCACUUUCCGCAAUCUAAUUCAGAUGAAGCUCUCCGUGUAUGAUUGUAAAUGGGGGUUGCUAGUUGGACUGCUCAAAUCCUGUCCCUUGCUUCAAAUUCUUGUCAUCAGAAAGGAGAAGAAAUCGGUAAGUGGAUUGGAUCCACUAAAUCAGUGUUACACACAAACCGUUCCUGGAUGCCUUUCAUCGCACCUAAGAGCCUGCACUAUAAAAGAUUUUCAUGGUGCUGAUGUUGAUAUUCAAUUUGCAAUAUAUAUUCUGCAGAAUGCAAAUUAUUCGAUAGUCUCAGAACGUUGA
This is a messenger RNA of Arachis stenosperma, 882 nucleotides long. Its product is annotated as F-box/LRR-repeat protein At4g14103-like. The transcript has 3 exons. The coding region runs from base 1 to 882 and encodes 293 amino acids. NCBI's taxonomy places the organism in Eukaryota, Viridiplantae, Streptophyta, Magnoliopsida, Fabales, Fabaceae. The record is from RefSeq and is a predicted model, not a curated record. Gene Ontology annotation, molecular function: protein binding.